Chionomys nivalis (European snow vole) is the source of this 1593-nucleotide messenger RNA. Its product is annotated as probable splicing factor YJU2B. The transcript is spliced from 10 exons. The record is from RefSeq and is a predicted model, not a curated record. The coding region runs from base 271 to 1401 and encodes 376 amino acids. Lineage: Eukaryota; Metazoa; Chordata; Mammalia; Rodentia; Cricetidae. Gene Ontology annotation, cellular component: post-mRNA release spliceosomal complex; U2-type spliceosomal complex. Gene Ontology annotation, biological process: mRNA splicing, via spliceosome.
GGCUGUCCCCUCCUCCCAGCGUGACCGUUCUUUAACUUAGGCUGUCCUUGGAUGCUUCUCACCCUGUGGAGACUCAGUGCCAGGCACAACUCAACCAUUGUGAACUUCAAGAACUAGGAAGAGCCUAGCCAGACCGCCAUACGGCCACAUCUGUACAGGGCAGCCUGUGGCCUCUGCAGGCCCCAUAGGGGGUUCACCCCUAUGUGUGCAUUGACCAGGCCACUUCCCAGUUACACCCUUGUGAGUGAGGAUCCAUAGGCAGCUCCCAAGAUGGGUGAAAGGAAAGGCCAAAACAAGUACUACCCCCCGGACUUCAACCCAGAGAAGCAUGGCUCUCUCAACCAAUACCACAACAGCCAUCCCCUUCGAGAACGGGCUCGGAAGCUGUCAGAAGGCAUCCUUGUCAUCCGAUUUGAAAUGCCGUACAACAUCUGGUGUGAUGGCUGCAAGAACCACAUCAGCAUGGGUGUGCGCUACAAUGCAGAAAAGAAGAAGGUCGGCAGUUACUACACAACUCCAAUCUACAGGUUCCGAAUGAAAUGCCACCUCUGCGUCAACUACAUCGAGAUGCAAACAGACCCUGCCAACUGUGACUAUGUCAUCGUGAGUGGUGCCAGCCGCAAGGAGGAGCGCCGGGAUAUGGAAGACAAUGAGCAGGUGCUGACCACAGAGCAUGAGAAGAAAGAGAAACUGGAGACGGACGCCAUGUUCCGCCUGGAGCAUGGCGAGGCUGACCGCAGCACGCUGAAGAAGGCCCUGCCUACACUCAGCCACAUCCAGGAGGCACAGAACGCCUGGAAGGACGACUUCGCUCUGAAUAGCAUGCUGCACAGGCGCUUCCGGGUGAGGAAACCCCACAAAGCCAUGCAGGAGGAUGAAGAUAAGGACCAGGCACUGCAGGCGAAGGCCAGCCUAGCCAUCCCUCUCGUGCCGGAGUCAGAGGACGACCGCAGACUGGCUGCCCUGCUAAGGCUGCACACCCUGAACUGUGAGUGGAGGACAAACAGAAACAAGCGCACGGAGAUCAUCCACCGCUCUUGGUUCCCCUGGGCCCAGGGACCCAGUGCUAGCAGCAGCAAAGCUAGCAAUGUCCUGAAGAAGCUGUGCCAGGGCCGCAGACCACCCCCCAGCACCACAGGCACAGUGGGGGACCUGGGCAUAGUGAGGAGAAGAUCUCAAGAAGUUCCAGAAAGUCUCCAGUGUGCAGCAGACAGUCCCUUGUCAGCAGAACCAAGAGGGCCACCAGGAGCCUCCCAGGACAGACCUCAAGAGACAGCAGAAUCCACAAGGAACUGUAGAGACCAGGCCUUACCCCUGGGUUCCUCCCAGGAGGACCUGCUGCGCCCCAGCAACCCCAGUGCCUCCCUGGUGGCUGACUACUUGGACUCAGAGAGCGAGUAAGGGAGUCAGAAUUCCAGGGACCAGAAGCCAUUACUCGUCCAGACCUUACGGACUGCAGGCCUCAUUGCUGCUGGCCCAGCUACAGACUUCUCUCCCUAUAAAGAUCAUUAUUUAUUUAGUUUCGCUGAGGAUGUCUGUGCCUUGGUAGAACCCCUGACACCGUAACAUUAAAGCCCUGUUCUUUGUCCCUGC